This is a messenger RNA of Closterium sp. Yama58-4, 1137 nucleotides long. The record is from the annotation of a GenBank genome assembly. NCBI's taxonomy places the organism in Eukaryota, Viridiplantae, Streptophyta, Zygnematophyceae, Desmidiales, Closteriaceae.
AUGCACGGGCCAUUCACGGGGCACCACCCUCGCCUCGGCCACCACAUCGCCUCUGUGGGCCACCACUGUCGCGCCUUUCCGCAACUGCUCCACGGCGUGCCGCAAUCUGCGCAGCGACGUGUUUCACUGCGGCAACUGCCUCACGGCGUGUCCUUCUUUCCCCUUUCUGCCUUACACCCCCUCCCCCAUUCUCCCCCGUUCCUGCUCUCCCGCUGCUUCAGGCGUGCUUGCCGCAACCUACGCAGCGACGUGUUCCAUUGCGGAAAUUGCCUCACGGCGUGUCCGACGGGCCACCAGUGCUGCGACGGCGCGUGCGUCAGCACCAUGGACGAUCCACGUCACUGCGGCGGCUGCUACAACACGUGUCCUGCUGACACGGCAUGCCAGCUAGGCAUGUGCGGAUACGGCAGCAGCAGCGGCGGCAGCAGCAGCGGCAGCAGCGGCAGCAGCGGCAGUGCUGGCAGCAAAACUGGUGGCACUGGUAGUGCUAGUGGGGUUGGUGUGGCGACAGGAGAAUCCGCAGCGUCAGGAGAUUCUGCGGCAUCAGGUGAAAACUCAGGUGACGGAUCGGGUGGAGCGGAUGGCUCAGGGGAAAGCUCAGAGGGUGAUGGUGCGGAGGAGAAAGCACGAGCUGGGGACGGGAAUGAGAAUGGGAGGGAGAGUGAGGAAGAGAGGAGGAAGGAGGAGUGGAAGGAGCAUGUUGGAGGGAAGGUGAUUGAUCUAGAUGAGUGGCAGAAAGGGGUGCAGGAGAGCAGCUAUCAUUUGAAGAUGACUAAAGAGGGACAGGAGGGCAAGGGGAAGGCGAUUGAAGAGAAAGAGCACUCACAUGCUAGCAGUGAGGGCAGCAAGGGCGGCAAGAGUGUCAAGGGCAAGGGCAGCGGCAGCAGCAGCAGCAGCAGCAAGGGAGGAGGGGUGCAGGAGAGCAGCUAUCAUGAGGAGGAGAAGAGCAGUGCUGCUGAGGCAGGUGGGAAGCCAGAGAAACAGCCGACAGUAACAGGCAGCAGCAGGCAGGGCAUGCAGGGCACGCGAGACAUGGUUGAUACUGGGGGGGACCAGAUGAGCAGCAUACACGCCAGCUGCCGGGUUCCACCCACCACAUCUGCUCACAACCGCACAUACACAAGAACUGAGCUUUAG